GUGUCAAGUAGUGACGUUAUGCGUACACAGGUCCUGUAGCCGUGGCAGCGGCUGAGGCUGGCGGGCCAGGUACCGCUGCCGCGGAUCGAGAGAGAAGCUCUCUGCCAACCUCAGCCUGGGCUGCCGCGCGCCGCCGCCGCCGCCGCAGGGUCGGAAGCUAAACUGUGCUCCUCCAGGGCGGGUACCAUGUUGCACUCAUCUUUGUACCCCCAGCAUCUAGCGAUGUUGGCAUGUAGUAGGCACUCAAGAAAUAUGUGUUGAAUGAACGAUGCCUGUGACAAGCAACUGGACUUUAUUCUUUCCUGACCCUUGAUCCUAUGACACAUCUCCUCCCGGCUGCUAUCACUCCUUCAGAGCAGAUCUUCUCUAGAGAACCUGGAAGGGAAACAGCGAUGGCCAAGGACAUCCUGGGUGAAGCUGGGUUGCACUUUGAUGAACUGAACAAGCUGCGGGUGUUGGACCCAGAGGUCAGCCAGCAGACCACAGAGCUCAAGGAAGAGUGCAAGGACUUCGUGGACAAAAUUGGCCAAUUUCAGAAAAUAGUUGGUGGUUUACUUGAGCUUGUUGACCAACUUGCAAAAGAAGCAGAAAAUGAGAAGAUGAAGGCCAUUGGUGCUCGCAAUUUGCUCAAAUCUAUAGCAAAGCAGAGAGAAGCCCAACAGCAGCAACUCCAAGCACUAAUAGCGGAAAAGAAAAUGCAGCUCGAAAGGUAUCGGGUUGAAUAUGAAGCUUUGUGUAAAGUAGAAGCAGAACAAAAUGAAUUUAUUGACCAAUUUAUUUUUCAGAAAUGAACUGAAAAUUUCAUUGUAUAGCAGGAGGGUAGAAAAACAAAAAAACCUCUGUACCAUUCCAGUGACUUUGACUAAUGACCCAAGUAUAUCAUGUGAGAUGGUGUGUGAAGGAUGCAUCGUCUCUGAAGGCAAUAAAACAAAUCUGGGGCGGAGGGCUUGUUUCAGAUGCCAGUGCAUAUCUGGUAGACACCCCGUGACCGUGGUGGCCCAGGUUCUCACCUCUUGCAUUCUUAUUCUGAAAUAAGCAGUCUGUAAACUUUGAUUGGUUUUUUUUUUUUUUUUUU
Molecule: messenger RNA, 1075 nt
Organism: Myotis myotis
Lineage: Eukaryota; Metazoa; Chordata; Mammalia; Chiroptera; Vespertilionidae
Gene: IFT20
Product: intraflagellar transport 20
Exons: 6
Coding region: 318-791 (157 amino acids)
Biological process (GO): protein localization to cilium; centrosome localization; intraciliary transport
Cellular component (GO): intraciliary transport particle B; cilium; Golgi apparatus
Source: RefSeq, a predicted model, not a curated record